Molecule: messenger RNA, 4074 nt
Organism: Gamsiella multidivaricata
Lineage: Eukaryota; Fungi; Mortierellomycota; Mortierellomycetes; Mortierellales; Mortierellaceae
Product: chitin synthase-domain-containing protein
Exons: 3
Coding region: 1-4074 (1357 amino acids)
Cellular component (GO): cell periphery; cell septum
Molecular function (GO): chitin synthase activity
Source: RefSeq, a predicted model, not a curated record
AUGCGCACAGACGAAAUGAACCCACCUCAUCAGGAUGUGGAAGCUCACGCGUUAUCGUACGAAGAGCCCCAGGGUAAGCGGCAGUCAGCUCAUGCUGUAGGCGCAUCUCCGAACGCAGACACAACCACCACUGCGGCCACCACCACAAGGCGGCCGACCAACUUUAAGCGGCAAAAGUCGCUCGUCAGACCCGAGCGCGAACGUGUUGACCGCAACCAUCCCCAGUAUCACUACCGCAACGCCACACAAAACCUGGAUGGAUCUAAUAUUCGAAUCCAGGCAUCGACCACUGGCGCUGAUCCCACGGGUGCCCCGGUGAAUCGGACGGGGGGCGUGCGUCGCGGUAAGAGCGUCCUUGGCCGUGAGCCAGAGAAACCCGGUCAACCACGCCUCAAGGCAAAACCUAGCACGAGCAAGCGCAAAGGGUUCGAGGGGCUCAAAAGUUUGAAACAAGAGCGGGAAUGGCCCUCCAAGUGGGUCAUUUACUACAACGCCCUUACCUGCUGCUUCCCAGCAGCGCUUCUCAAGUCUUGUGGCAUGCACACCCUCGAGAUCCAGAGGGCAUGGCGCGAGAAGAUUGCGUUGGUGUCACUCAUUGUCAUGAUGGUCUUGGCUGUGGCCUUCUUGACGUUCGGAUUGCAACAGGCGUUGUGCCAGGACGAUCAGUCAGGAAAGUUCGUUGCUGGGUCUCGGGACACGGAUGUCAUUGUCCAAGGCAUGGGCUACUACCUUCAACCAGCAGAUUUCAUGCAUCCGCCUAUCGACAAGGAUAUCUCGCUCGAGUCCGUCGACAUUAUGAACGUCCCAACGUAUGGAGCCAAGGGCAUGGAUGCUUCGUUCUUGUUUCAGGAGGCCGCUGGUGGUGCUUGCCAAGAUUUCAUCGUCAGAAAUACCCCAGCUGCCGCCAAUGACAACCAGGCGAACUACUACUUCCCAUGUGUUAUGCGCAGCAUUGACGGCAUCACUCCAGUAAAUGCAACAGUGGAUAAAAGUGGGCUCGGUUGCCACGCAUCCCAAGCAGACCGUAACGCCUGGAGGAGCUUGAAGAGCAAAUACAACUCGCCUGCUUACUAUACCUGGGACAACAUUACCAACCCCGACCGCAACUUCUUUGCUUACGAUGGCGAUGUAAUCGACGCAGACAUUCUGAAAUGGAUCAAGCCUGAGUAUUCCGUGGCCGACGGUAUUUCUGCGCUCCGCAACGGAUCGGUUGCCUUGCAGAGAGAUCUCUCAUUCUUGUUUGUGCAGAGAAAGAUGACCAAGCUCGGUGGCUGUCUAAAGCAGAUUGCCAGGGUUGGAGCGAUGGACUCCAAGACCAUUGGCUGCAUGACAUCGGAUGUUAUCACCUAUGUUUCGCUGGUCAUUAUCUUGGGCGUCGUCUUCAUCAAGUUUUUCUUGGCGGUUUUCUUUGGUUGGUUCCUGAGUCAUCGUCUGGGCGGAUUCGAUAACGAGACCUACCAAGAUCGCAUGAAGCGAGCGGAGCAGAUUGAAGCCUGGAGUUCUGACAUCAAUCGACCAGCGUUUAACACGAAACGACAGACUUUCUUUCCGACAACAUCCCGCUUCACGCCUUCUACACCUACGGGGUCUUCCCCUGUGUUGGCGAACACUUCUCUUGGCCAGCCUAGCUCGCGUCCAUUGUCGACCUUCAACCGUCCUACUAGUGUGUUCAAGCCAUACACCCCACCAGGUUCUCCUGGAGUCAAUCCAGCGUUCUUGUCAGCCUCGAGCUCGUCAUUGAACAGAAACUCGUAUUUCAAUCCCAUGGGUCCUAACGGUACACCUCCACCAUCGCCGCCACCACUUCCAAGCGCCAUGAGGCCCUCCAGUGUGGCGAGCUUUGGCCAUAUGCGUCAGAUGUCACGUCGCUCGUCUACCUCAUCCUCCACUGCAACCCAGCCCUCGAACUGCCCCCUUCCUGUCUCACCAUUCACCGUUCAACAGCCCCCUGUGUCGUAUCAGCCUUUCAAUUUCCCGUUGAUUCACACCAUGGCCUUGGUCACCUGUUAUUCUGAGGGUAUUGAUGGACUGCGUACGACUCUCGAUUCGAUCGCGACGACAGACUACCCCAACUCGCACAAGCUGAUUGUUGUUAUCUGCGAUGGUAUGAUUAUUGGAGCCGGUAACAACAUGUCGACUCCCGAAAUCUGUCUGUCCAUGAUGCAGGAUGACCUGGUUCCACGCGAUGAUGUGAUUGCGCAUUCGUACGUCGCGAUUGCGGACGGUACCAAGCGCCACAAUAUGGCCAAGGUGUAUGCCGGAUUCUAUAAGUACGACGACGAGACCGUGCCAGACAAGAAGCUGCAGAAGCGCGUGCCCAUGUGUCUGAUUGUCAAGGUUGGAGGUCCCACGGAACAAAACCUGCCUAAGCCCGGAAACCGUGGCAAACGCGAUUCCCAGAUUAUCUUGAUGGGCUUCUUGCAGCAUGUUAUGUUUGACGAGCGCAUGACUUCGUUCGAGUACGAGCUCUUCAACACGAUCUGGCGCGUCACCGGUGUCGCUCCUGAUCGAUACGAGAUUGUGCUCAUGGUGGAUGCUGAUACCAAGGUCUAUCCCGACUCUUUGUCCCGCAUGAUUGCUGCCAUGGCUCACGACCAUGAGAUCAUGGGUCUCUGUGGAGAGACUAAGAUUGCGAACAAGACGGACUCGUGGGUGACGAUGAUUCAGGUCUUUGAAUACUAUAUUUCGCAUCAUAUGUCCAAGGCUUUUGAGUCCAUGUUCGGAGGUGUGACCUGUUUACCCGGAUGUUUCUGCAUGUACCGCAUCAAGGCACCCAAGGGUCCCAAUGGCUACUGGGUGCCCAUUCUGGCAAACCCGGAUAUUGUCGAGCAUUAUUCUGAGAACGUUGUCGACACACUUCACAAGAAGAAUCUAUUGCUGCUGGGAGAGGACCGAUACCUCAGUACACUCAUGUUGAGAACUUUCCCGAAGCGCAAGAUGAUGUUUGUGCCCCAGGCGAUCUGUAAGACGGUUGUGCCGGAUACGUUCAAGAUUUUGCUGUCGCAGCGUCGUCGCUGGAUCAACUCGACAAUCCACAACUUGAUGGAAUUAGUCCUUGUCCGUGAUCUUUGCGGUACCUUCUGCUUCUCUAUGCAGUUUGUUAUUUUCAUGGAGUUGGUCGGAACAGUCGUGUUGCCUGCUGCUAUCUCGUUCACGAUUUACCUGGUGACGAUCUCGAUCUACCGCGCCAUUUCGCAUGACCAAAAGAUUCCCGACACGACAGUACCACUGCUCUUGCUGGCCGCCAUUCUGGGCUUGCCCGCUGUGCUGAUUGUGAUGACCUCUCGCAAGAUGGUGUACGUCGGCUGGAUGAUGGUGUACCUGUGUUCGAUCUUUGUCUGGAAUUUUGUCCUGCCCGCAUACGCCUACUGGCAUUUCGACGACUUCUCUUGGGGACAAACACGUAUGGUUGCCGGAGAGGUGGCUGGUGCUGACCAUGGUGGCAAGGAGGGUCAGUUCGACAGCUCACACAUCACGAUGAAGCGCUGGGGAGAGUGGGAGCGCGAGCGUCGGCAAAAGGCGGCUAUCUUGGCAGGACUGCCUACUCCACAGUUCCAGGUUUCGGAUUCGGGCGAGGAUUGGGUCGGUCAGGCCCAGAUCCGCGAGGAAGAGCUGUCGGAUGGAAGCUCCAACUCUCGCGAGAGUGCCAGACCAUUUGCGGGUAGCCGGCAUAUGACUCAGGGCUCUUCGGGGUCUGGUUACCAGUUGACAGAUCCUGGCUUCCCUGGCACGCCGCCUGCAGCAGGCAUUGAUGCGAUCCCAUUGUUGAACAUGCAUGCGCCAGCACCCGGAGGCACCAUUGGACGCCAGCGUGUGUCGCAGUAUAACCCAUACUCUAGUGGAAGCCCACCCGAUCGCAUGUCGACGUUCAUGCCGCCGCAGCGCCAGUUCACGUCGUCGCCUAAGCUAAGCAGUAAUUUGGCGAACUCGAGUUACACUCCACCUCCUCCUCCUCCCGGCGGACCACGCCUGAGCUCGAUUGAUACCAGGGCACCAUCGCCGAUGCUGAUGAUGGCGGCCGGUGCUUCCAGGAACAACUUGAACAACUCGUCGACGGAGCAGCAGCAGCAAUAA